This is a messenger RNA of Rubroshorea leprosula, 4807 nucleotides long. Lineage: Eukaryota; Viridiplantae; Streptophyta; Magnoliopsida; Malvales; Dipterocarpaceae. The record is from the annotation of a GenBank genome assembly.
CGGGUAAGAGAGCUCUGUGGAUUAGCCUGAAGAAUUUGAUUUUGGGGAUGGGUGGUAACUGGUGCUUGAUGGGGGAUUUCAAUGCUGUAAGGAAUGAGCAGGAAUGGAAUGGAGGAAGAAAUAGGAGGAGGGAAAUGGAGGAGUUCGACAAUUUCAUCAGUGAAUGCGACCUCAUUGAUCUACCAUUAAUAGGUCGUAAAUUUACAUGGUACCAGCCAAAUGGAACUGUUAUGAGUAGACUGGACAGGUUUCUGCUUUCGGAACAGUGGUGUAUCAAUUGGGGGGAGGUCAAACAAUGGGGAAUGAAGCGAACAUUGUCAGACCACUGCCCAAUUUUGCUAAAAAACCAAAUAAUCGAUUGGGGCCCUAAACCUUUUCGAUUUUUUGAUGCGUGGAUUGGGAUUCCAGAAUUCAAGGAGUUGGUGAGUAGAACAUGGAGGUCGACAGAGAUCACAGGAUGGCAUGGAUACCGACUAAAGGAAAAAUUAAAGGAAACAAAGAAAGCUUUAAAAGUCUGGAGUAGGAACAUGUUGACUGAGGUGGACUCCGACAUACAAAAAUACGAAGAUUCUAUUGCGACAAUGGAUUUGAAGGCAGAAGGAAACCCGUUAACAGCUGAGGAAGUGGAUCUAAGAAGGAAUAGCUUCCUACAACUGUGGAGAUGCCAGAAAAUGAAGGAGAGCAUGUGGCGGCAAAAAGCUAGGAAGACAUGGAUGAAAGACGGGGAUGCGAAUACCAAAUUCUUCCAUAGGUGUGUGAAAGGAAGAAAGAGAAGGAAUGAGAUAGUCAGUAUUCAGGUGGGAGACAAAGUUAUAGAUCAGGUUGUAGAGAUCAAGGAAGAGGUGGCCAGGUAUUUCGAGAAGGUAUUCACAGAAGACAGAUGGCAGCGCCCUCACCUUGACGGGAUUGGAUUUAAAAAGAUCACUGAGGAAGAGAACUCAAUGUUACUAGCUCGGUUUAGUGAAGAAGAGGUAAAGCAAGCGGUAUGGAGUUGCGACUGCUCAAAAGCACCAGGACCAGAUGGUUUUAAUUUCAGAUUCAUAAGAGAAAUGUGGGAAGAAAUCAAAGAUGACAUGAUGGGCUAUGUGGAAGAUUUUUAUAAGCAGGGAAAACUAGUAAGAGGGGCAAAUAGUUCAUUCAUUGUGUUGAUUCCUAAGGUGAUAAAUCCCCAAAAAAUAGAGGAAUUUCGGCCCAUAUCCUUGAUUGGGGUUAUGUACAAGGUGAUAGCAAAGCUCCUUGCCAAUAGACUUCGUGUUGUGAUGGACAAAAUAAUCGGAGAAAGCCAAAUGGCGUUUGUUGGAGGAAGGCAAAUGACGGACAGCAUUAUCAUUGCCAACGAAAUAAUUGAUGAAGCAAAGAGAAAGAAGAAAGCUAGUUUUGCAUUUAAACUAGACUUUGAGAAGGCAUAUGACAACGUUUGUUGGGAGUUCUUGCAAUACAUGAUGUCAAGGAUGGGGUUUAAACCGAAAUGGAGAAGAUGGAUAGACGAGAGUUUGAGGACAGCAGAGGUUUCUGUUUUGAUCAAUGGUAGCAAUACCAGACAAGUGAAAAUCAACAAAGGCCUUAGACAAGGGGACCCUCUAUCCCCUUAUCUAUUUCUGCUAGUAGCUGAAGGACUGAACGGAAUCAUCUCCUCAGCAGUUGACCGAGGACUUUUUGAGGGGAUCAGUGUCGGUAUCAACGAAAGGAAGUGGUCACAUCUCCAGUUUGCAGACGAUACAAUCCUGUUUGGCAAAGCAGAGGAGGAGAAUAUAUGGGCAGCGAAGAGCAUCAUGAGAAUCUUCGAGUUGGUGUCGGGAUUGAAGAUUAACUUCGGCAAAAGCCAGCUCAUGGGCAUAAAUGUUUCAGAUGAGUGGAAAACAAAAAUGGCUCACAUAUUGAAUUGUAAGCAAGGUGCUUUCCCCUGUAAAUACCUUGGAGCAACAAUAGGAGGCAAUUGCAGAAGCAUUAAGGUAUGGAAACCUCUGAUCGAGAAUUUUAGGAAGAAAUUGUGCUCCUGGAAGGGCAGAUUUCUUUCCCUUGGAGGAAGGAUCACUCUCCUCAACUCCGUGCUGUCCAACAUUCCAGUGUUCCCCAUGUCAACGCACCUGCUCCCAAAAGGUGUGAUCCUCUCCCUAGACAAAAUCCGGAGGAACUUUCUAUGGGGAGGAGAAGAGGGGAAGAGAAAAACCAGUUGGGUUUGUUGGGAUAAAGUAUGCAAAAGUAAAAAGGAGGGUGGGCUUGGAGUUAAAGAGCUGAGGAGGUUCAAUCUCGCUUUGCUGGGCAAAUGGUGGAGUAGAUUAGCAAGAGGGAGUGAUGGUCUCCUUUACAGAAUUAUUAAAGAAAAAUAUGGGAGUGUGGAAGGCCAUUGGCUAGAGUGGAUGCAAGAGAAUAGUCACAAUGGGUCCAGCUGGUGGAGAAACAUUUGCAUAUUAGACCACGUCGUUCACAAUAAGAGGGGAUGGCUUAGUGAUGGAUUCAAAGUAAAGAUGGGAGACGGGAACACUGUGAGAUUCUGGAAGGAUGUAUGGAUCGAAAAUCAGACCCUCGCUAACCAGUUCCCAAGGUUAUUCCUGGUGUCUACAGGGAAAGAUGAUAGAAUCUGUCAAAUGGGAAAUUGGAGGCAAGGAGAAUGGAAAUGGUCAGUACAGUGGAGAAGAUCAUUGUUUGAAUGGGAGAAGGACAACUGCUCGGAGCUCCAGGCCUUGCUGGAUAAUACUCAUCCUGUGCAAGAUCAGAAGGAUAGGUGGGAGUGGAAGCAUGGUAAAGACGGUGAGUAUACUGUCAAAGCAGCAUAUAAUCUGUUAUCAAGCAAUAGUGGACGUGAUAAAGCAUGGAUUUAUAAAAGGCUGUGGAGCAGCUUAAUCCCAACAAAGGUCAGUGCAUUUGCUUGGCAAGCCUUUCAAGACAGAAUUCCCACCAGAAUCAACUUAAUUAGAAGGGGCAUUAUAACUGACCCUAACCAAGCAUUUUGUGGAUUGUGCGGGGAAAGCAUAGAAGACAGCAAUCACCUGUUUAUCCAUUGCAGAAUUUCUAGCUCGGUGUGGCACAAAUGUUUGCAAUGGUGGAGGAUAUCUGUAGCUACGCCUAAUACCUGCCAAGAAACAUUCGAGCAACACCAAUCUUUCUUUAAAGAAACUGUAGUGAGAGCAGGGUGGGAUGUUGUCUGGUUGGCAUACAUAUGGUCUAUAUGGAUGGCAAGGAAUGGAAAGAUUUUCAGGAACUCUGAGUGUGAAGUAAACAGAAUAUUUGAGUUUGUUCAACUCAGAGCCUUCAGCUGGAUUAAAGGCAAAACAUAUGGGUAUUCUUUUAAUAUGUUCGAAUGGAUGCUGGAGCCGAUUGCAGCUGAUAGGUUCCGACAGGGUCAGGAAACUGAGCUGCUAUUUUCUCCAGCUAAUGUAAUUUGUAUACAGGGCAGGGGCCUGUUUAAUGAGUUCAAAGAUAGUGAAGGAAGGUUUAAGCAAGAACUAAGCAAGCACAUCUCGGGGUUAAUAGAAUUAUAUGAAGCUUCACAGCUAAGUAUAGAGGGAGAAGACAUACUUGAUGAAGCUAGAAAAUUCAGUGCCUUCCACCUCAACGCAGGGCUAGAACAUCUUGACCAUUCAAAGGCUAGCUCUGAAGAAUGGAUAUUUGCCCUGCAAGAAGUAGCCAAAAUGGAUUUCAAUAUGGUCCAGUCCUUACACAAAAGGGAGAUACUUCAAGUCACCAAGUGGUGGAAGGACCUCAGUUUGGCUAAGGAGCUGCCAUUUGCAAGGGACCAACCAACAAAAUGGCAUUUAGUGUCCUUGGUAUGCCUCACAGAUCCAAGCUUAUCAGAUCAAAGGAUUGAACUCACAAAACCUAUUUCCUUGAUUUAUAUAAUUGAUGACAUCUUUGAUCUUUAUGGGACACUUGAAGAACUCACUCUCUUCACUCAAGUUGUCAACAGAUGGGAUUGUACAGACAUGGACCAACUACCGGACUGCAUGAAGAUUUGUCUCAAGGCUCUUUAUGACAUAACUAAUGAAAUCAGUCACAAGGUUUACAAGCAGCAUGGAUGGAACCCGAUUGAUUCCCUGAAGAAGACAUGGGCAAGUUUAUUCAAUGCAUUUCUGUUAGAAGCAAAAUGGUUUGCUUCAGGGGAGCUCCCAAAUCCUGAGGAGUACCUGAAGAAUGGGGUGAUUAGUUCAGGAGUGCAUGUGGCACUGGUUCACAUUUUCUUUUUGUUGGGUGAGGGUUUCACCCACGAAAAUGUGGAGCUAUUACACAACAAUCCAGGCAUAAUAUCAUCCACGGCAACAAUUUUUCGACUCUGUGAUGACUUGGGAAGUGCCUGGGAUGAGAAUCAAGAUGGCCAAGAUGGGUCUUAUGUGGAUUGCUACAAGAAGGAACAUCAAGGCAUCACAGCAGAGGAUGCACGAAAGCAUGUUACACAAAUGAUUUCAAAGGCCUGGAAGCAGCUGAACCAGGAGCGCCUCUCCCCAAAUCAACUUCCUUCAUCAUUCACAAAGGCUUCCGUUAAUCUUGCAAGAAUGGCUCGUCUCCUGUACAAUAAUGAUGAAAACCAAUGCCUUCCAGGCGUGGAGUACAUGAAAUCCAUUCUAUAUGAAAGAAGAACUUAGACAAGAAAAUAGCAAUUGGUGAAGCUCCAAAUCGUAAAGAGCUUACUUACCAAGCUACGCUUUUCCCAUUGUUUUUCCAUCCAACUGAAAUUGGUACAUCUCCAAGUAUUAGAAUAAAAUUGGUUGCGCUAAAACAAAGUAAGAACAUCAAAUCAGUGAAAAGAACAGUUCGAGAAGUAAAAUUUAAUUGUAGCAAUGUUAUUGUUGAGUAAAUUUAUUUCUUCAGC